This is a messenger RNA of Capsella rubella, 1250 nucleotides long. RefSeq lists its product as uncharacterized. The coding region runs from base 93 to 1157 and encodes 354 amino acids. The transcript has 5 exons. Lineage: Eukaryota; Viridiplantae; Streptophyta; Magnoliopsida; Brassicales; Brassicaceae. The record is from RefSeq and is a predicted model, not a curated record.
UCUUCCAAUACCCAACGCAUAUCACGCAGCCACACAGCUCUGAGAGAGAGAGAAACAGAAGAAGAAAACAGAGCUCGAGACGCUCAAUAUUAAUGGCGGCCGCAUCAGCACGAGCCUUUUUCAUGCUCUCUCCUGUUACGGACUUAUCAAAGAAGAAGCUAAUCCUUCACCAACCUCCACCAUCGUCUCCUCGCCGGUUACCUUGUGCUCCGAAUCGUGCGGUGUCGUCUUCCUCUGCUGUAAUCAGCUGUCUCAGCGGUGGUGGAGUUUCCUCCGACGAUUCGUAUGUGUCUACUCGUCGUUCUAAGCUGGAUCGAGGUUUCGCUGUGAUCGCGAAUUUGGUGAAUCGGAUCCAGCCGCUUGAUACGUCUGUUAUCUCCAAAGGCUUAUCCGAUUCAGCUAAGGAUUCUAUGAAGCAGACGAUUUCUUCUAUGCUUGGGCUCCUUCCUUCCGAUCAAUUCGCCGUUUCCGUUACCAUCUCCGAGCAGCCUCUUUAUCGUCUCCUCAUUUCUUCCAUCAUCACCGGGUAUACGUUGUGGAAUGCGGAGUAUCGUGUAUCACUAAGGAGGAAUUUUGAUAUACCGACUGAUCCUAGAAAGGAGGAGGAUCAAUCUUUGAAAGACGAUGUAAGAUUUGGUUCCGAGAAGGGAGUGAGUGAGGAUUUAGGGAAUUGUGUUGAGGAAUUAGAGAGAUUGAGUCCUCAGGUCUUUGGAGACUUGUCAACCGAAGCGUUGAGUUAUAUUCAGCAUUUGCAGUCUGAGUUAUCUACCAUGAAAGAGGAGCUAGAUUCACAAAAGAAGAAGGCUUUACAAAUAGAAUGUGAGAAAGGAAACAAGAAUGAUUUGUUGGAUUAUUUGCGUUCCCUCGAUCCCAAGAUGGUGACUGAGUUAUCUCAACUGUCUUCACCGGAAGUGGAAGAGAUCGUGAACCAACUUGUCCAAAAUGUAUUCGAGAGAAUCUUUGAAGACCAGACUACUUCAAAUUUCAUGCAAAAUUCUGGCAUAAGGACGACAGAAGGUGGUGAUGGAACUGGUAGAAAAGUAGACACCUCCAGGGAUUACCUUGCAAAGCUCCUUUUCUGGUGCAUGCUAUUGGGACAUCAUUUAAGAGGUUUGGAGAAUAGGUUACAUCUCAGCUGUGUUGUUGGAUUGCUGUAAAAUCAGAAAAAGGAGACAGAAAAAAAAAGAAACACCAAUGUAUAUUCUUCUCCCCCAUUUUGAUUUCUUUAAUCUAAGCGUUAAGUUAUUACC